Messenger RNA from Populus euphratica (Euphrates poplar), 1286 nucleotides. Its product is annotated as probable ATP synthase 24 kDa subunit, mitochondrial. Lineage: Eukaryota; Viridiplantae; Streptophyta; Magnoliopsida; Malpighiales; Salicaceae. The coding region runs from base 164 to 886 and encodes 240 amino acids. The transcript is spliced from 7 exons. The record is from RefSeq and is a predicted model, not a curated record. Gene Ontology annotation, biological process: pollen development.
UGCAAAAAUAAGACUGCCCUACUCCUGAAAAGUGAGAACGCACGCUCUCUCUGCCUCUCUCAGCUCAGGUGGGGAUUCCAGUGGUCAUAAAAGACAAAGAGCCAAACACCCCUAGUGUAGUCCUCCCACCGGAAAAAAAAAAAAAGAAGAAGAAUUAAAAAUCAUGGCUUUCAGUUCUCGUCUCAUGUCCAGAUCCAAACAGUUGUAUGGAAGUCAAGCGAUUUUGAAUCAGCAACAUGCUUUUCCAGUUCGUUAUUAUGCAAAAGAGGCUGCUCCUGCCGGGCUCAAGGGAGAUGAGAUGUUGAAGGACAUCUUUCGGGACAUCAAGCAGAAAUUUGAGACAGCCAUUGGGGUACUUCGGAAGGAAAAGAUCACCAUCGAUCCUGAGAAUCCAGCUGCCGUGUCUCAUUAUGCGAAGGUCAUGAAGACAAUUAGAGAGAAGGCUGGCUUGUUUUCAGAAUCACAAAGGAUCCAGUUUACCAUUGAAGAAGAAACACAAGAUAUUCCAGAUGCUCGGACGUUUUUUCUGAAAUUACAGGAAAUAAGAACCAAGAGAGGUCUCUCUGAUGAGCUUGGUGUAGAGGCUAUGACGAUGGAUGCAUUGGAAAAAGUUGAAAAGGAAAUUAAGCAACCUCUGAUGAGGAAUGAUAAGAAAGGAAUGGCUCUUCUUAUGGCGGAAUUUGACAAGGUUAAUAAGAAGCUUGGAGUUCGUAGGGAAGAUCUACCAAAAUAUGAAGAGGAGUUGGAACUUAAAAUUGCCAAGGCACAAUUGGAGGAGCUGAAGAAGGAUGCUGUUGAGGCAAUGGAAACACAGAGGAAGAGGGAGGAAUUUAAGAAUGAGAAAGAGGUUGAUGUGAGGUCUUUGGACAUCAGGAACUUUCUCUAAGUCUUCCAUGGCUUGUCAAUGGCCUGGCUUGAUAUUGAGCUUUUUUCAGGCACCACCUAGAAUGUGGGAAAUAACCAUCUGUUUUGCUUUGAUAAUAAAAAGGUGUUGAAUCACAGCUGUGCCUUUUCGUGUUAAUUCAAGUUGAUAGCCAGGAGGGGUAACUGGGAUUAUGCUGUCACUUGUCUUGCAAUGAAUUAUUUGUUUUAGAAAGUCGCUGGUCUUUGCAGACUAAUUUUCUUCCUAUUACCAACUGUAUCUAAGCAUUCAUGGUCACAUUUGGCAGUGUUUAGUCUGGAAAAGAAAUGAUUUGUGACUUUACCGGAUUAAAUAACUGUAUAAACAACUUCUUGCUUUGCAAAAAUGUCGAGUUUGAAGAAAUAUGGAAUGGGGUUAUGUGCUA